Xylaria bambusicola is the source of this 1048-nucleotide messenger RNA. RefSeq names its product transcription elongation factor S-II. The coding region runs from base 311 to 772 and encodes 153 amino acids. The transcript has a single exon. Lineage: Eukaryota; Fungi; Ascomycota; Sordariomycetes; Xylariales; Xylariaceae. The record is from RefSeq and is a predicted model, not a curated record.
GAGUGUACGGGAAAGAGGCUGUAGGUAGGUACUUGAAGUUUGCUCGCUGGAGCUCCUCUAGGCGUCAUUUUACGUUUCAGAAUAGUCGAAACUGAAUAGUUCCUCUCUGUAAUUCUCGAGUCAUGCAUAUUGGUUGCGGUUGUCUCUUCUCGUCUGUACCCUUUAUUGUAGUUUACUGACGUCAUCGCACGCCAAUGGUAUCUUCUCAGAUAAUCCUGUCUCUUAUACAAACUGUAACCAUAACACUCAACUACCAUAUAAUCAGCGCACAAGCCACACAUAUAAUAUCUAAGUGAAAUUCACGGAAGAGAUGCCGAAUCCCACGCGAGCCGAACUCCUAGGGGCCGCCACAGCCUUCUGCGAUAGCUUCGCGCAGAAGAAGCCGCUUGAGGAAAUCCUGUCCCAUUUCUCGUCGGCGGCAAAAGACGACGAGAUCGUCGUCCAUGAGCACGGACUCAUGCAACUGGCGCCUUUUCUGGGACGAGAUUUCUGCGGGCGAGAAGGCGUGAGGAAGUACUUUGAGAUGGUUGCGAGGUAUUUGAGUUAUGAGGAUAUACGCUUUGUGGAAUUCAUUGCUGAUGAUGCUGCUGCUUCUGCUGGGGGCAAGGUUGGGGUUCGAGGGAAGGCUAGAUUCACCUGGAAGGAGACGGAUAAGAGCUGGGAUGAGACUUUUGUUUAUGUCCUUGGGUUCGAUAUCACGGCUAAGUUGACGAGGUAUGAAGUCUGGGCGGACACUGGGGCUGCGUAUCUUGCGAGUAGGGGAGAGCUGUGAGGUUGUGGAACAGCAAAGGGGUGUAGCUAUGACGCUUAUGGGGCUGGUACUGAGAUGAUGUUGGACUGGCUAUGAGGGAGAAGGCAAUCUGUGUAAUAAGUAAUGGUCUCGUGAUGACUCCGUUGGUACUAUGAAGCUGUUGGCUGGAUUGAUCUAAUUAUGUCCCUGCAUAAAAAUCCUUUGAGGUGUGAAAUGCUGCACGAGCUAAUUGAAGCCCUACUCAACUGCGACGUAGAAACUACCGGGAAUUAUGCAUAUUCAUAAGGUACAGGGUCU